Cajanus cajan (pigeon pea) is the source of this 2090-nucleotide messenger RNA. RefSeq names its product putative receptor-like protein kinase At1g11050. Gene Ontology annotation, biological process: protein phosphorylation. NCBI's taxonomy places the organism in Eukaryota, Viridiplantae, Streptophyta, Magnoliopsida, Fabales, Fabaceae. The record is from RefSeq and is a predicted model, not a curated record. Gene Ontology annotation, molecular function: protein kinase activity; ATP binding.
UUUGAAUGAUUUGUCAAAUAUGUAAUAAGGGUCCAUGAGUCAGGGAAAAAGAGAAAGGUGUUUUGUGUCUCCAAUUCAUUACAAACUCAGAGAUGAUCCUUCCCUUACUCAUGUCACUCUUGACUAUUUGCAUAGCUGGUGCUGCACCUUUCUCAUGCCCCAUGGAUCUCAGCUACGUUGAGACCAUUCCAUGGAACACUUCAAUCUGCAGAGACGCAAUAGACAGCCAACCUUGCUGCCAAACUCUGUUCAGCAUCUUCGGCAUAGCCCUUGCUCAACGCCUCAAAGAAACUUCCUUUUUCUACCUUCCUAAUCAAAACACUUCCUCCACUUGCUUACAUGAUUUCAAACUCAAGCUUGAAGCCUUGUCAAUUCCACCAAAGAUGCUCCUAUUUUGCUUCCCUGACCCAACACUCUUCGUUACUAACUCUUCAUUUUGUGCUGGCAUUAGAACCACGCAAGAUUGGAGGCAAAGGGUGGGCAUGGUUACCCCAUUAGACACAUCUUGCAAUGGUGACCUCAAGGACCAAACUCGCUGCAGUAAUUGCUCUAACGCUGCCAUCAAGUUGAUUUCCAAGCUCAAGAGUAUUGACCCAAAUGCUAAUGCCACAAAAUGCUUCUACUUCGUGGUGUUGUAUGCUGCAGGUGUUGCUAAUCCGUUUGGCACAACAGAUUUAAGCACUACAAGUUGCAUACUAGGCCUGCCGCAACCUUCUAGUGGAAUCACAAAAGGGUCAUCAAAUAAGAGAGCAAAAGUGAUGAAGCUCGUUUUUUCUUUAUUGGGUGCUGUUGUUGGGGUUGUGAUUGCUUUUGUGCUGAUGGUCAUGUACAGGAAGUGGGAUAAGAGAAAGAAGGAAAAAGUUCAUCAUCAUAGACAAGUUGAAAACGAGGCCAGGGCCAGUGUUUUGCUUUUGUCUAACACAGAUGCUAAAUGGUUUGACAUAUCAGAGCUUCAACGUGCCACGGAUAAAUUUUCACAGGACAAUAUGGUUGGUCGAGGUGGUGAUGGAGUUGUGUACAAAGGGACUCUUUCAGAUGGCACUGUGGUUGCAAUUAAGGAGAUUUUUGAUUUGGAAACUAAAGGGGAUGAAGAGUUCUGCUAUGAAGUGGAGAUCAUAAGCAAAAUAAAGCACAGGAAUCUUCUUUCUCUUAGGGGUUGUUGUGUUACAAGUGAUAAUUUGAAAGGUAAGAGGAGGUUUCUGGUUCAUGAUUUCAUGCCUAAUGGAAGCCUUUGUUACCAAUUGUCACUUGGUGGGGCUAAUAGGCUAACAUGGCUACAAAGGAAGAACAUAAUCCUUGAUGUGGCUAAGGGGCUUGCUUAUUUGCACUAUGAAAUCAAACCUCCAAUUUAUCACCGUGACAUUAAGGCUACCAACAUACUUUUGGAUUCCAAAAUGAAUGCUAAAUUGGCUGAUUUUAGCUUGGCCAAGCAAGGUUAUGAAGGCCAGUCUCAUCUCACCACAAGGGUUGCUGGCACAUAUGGUUAUUUGGCACCAGAGUAUGCUUUAUAUGGGCAACUAACUGAGAAAAGUGAUGUAUACAGUUUUGGUAUUGUGAUUCUUGAGACAAUGAGUGGAAGAAAAGUGGUUGACACUUUAAAUUCAUCUGAGGAUUCAAUUACGGAUUGGGUAUGGACGCUUAUGGAAUCUGGAAAGAUGAAGGAAAUAUUUGACGAGUCAAUAAGAGAAGGGCCAGAGAAAAUGAUGGAAAGGUUUGUUCAUGUUGGAAUGUUAUGUGCUCAUGCGGUGGUGGCCUUAAGGCCAACUAUUACUGAGGCUCUUAAGAUGUUAGAGGGUGACAUUGACAUUCCCAAAUUACCUGAUAGGCCAGUACCACUUACUCAUUCAUCCUUUCAAUAUUCUCUGUUGCAUGGUAUGCAAAGAAGUGGUUAAUGAUCUAUGCCACUCAUUUCAUCUUAUUCAAGUAUAUACAAUAUAGAUACGGGUUUAGUUUCUUAGUUUGUGUUAGUAUGCAGAACUGCUUCUAUAAUGGUCUCUGUUUUGGAAGAUAGAAAACAAAGACAUAUAUGAUAUGGAAUUCUAGUUAGAUGCUAACUAAAUUAAUCAAUUUUUCUUUGUAAUUGUAUGGAA